AUGACGUUGUUGAAGUUCCAUGAAGUGUGGAAGCCAGUUUUGGUGAUGAUUAUAGUUAAUUUAGCUCUGGCUUUGGUCAAUAUAUUUCUGAAGAAGAUUGUUAAUGAAGGAGUGGACUACUUAACCAUCCUAACAUAUCGACAAGCAAUUUCAGCCAUUUUCUUGACACCUAUAUAUUGCUUUAUUUUCAGGAACUCAAAAGUGACACCCUACUUGUUUUGUUUCAUUUUCAGGGUAACACUCACUCAAUCCCUGUACCUUAUUGGACUAGAAUAUACAUCUGCCACGUUCGCAUGUGCAUUCCUAAAUAUGGUGCCUGUAUUCACCUUUAUUAUGGCGCUGCCACUGGGGAUAGAGAAAGUGGACAUGAAAAAGCUGAGUGCGAAGGCCAAGGUGUUGGGAACUUUUGUGUGUAUUGGUGGAGCUUUGAUGUUGAUCCUUUAUAAAGGAGUGCCCUUAAUCAACCAACAACCAGAGCACAUAGCAGACAAAGGCACAAUAAGAUCAUCAGCCUCCAAGUUAAAGAAAUGGAUCAUAGGUUCACUGCUUCUAACUGCAGGAUGCUUCUUGUGGUCUUCACGGUUUCUUAUACAAGCAAGCAUUAGCAAAAAGUAUCCAUGUCAAUACUCUAGCACUGCCAUUUUGUCCUUUUUUGCUUCCAUUCAAUCAGCAAUAUUGACUUUGGUCAUCGAUAGAAGUAAUGCCAAAUGGAUUCUCAAAGGAAAGUUAGAGAUAAUGACUGUUGUAUAUGCUGGGCUGGUAGGGUCGGGCUUGUGCUAUGUGGCAAUGUCAUGGUGUGUGAAACAAAGGGGUCCAGUUUUUACUUCAGCAUUUACCCCUCUUCUACAGAUGUUCGUUGCUGUGCUUGAUUUCUCUAUAUUACAUGAGGAAAUUUAUCUUGGCAGUGUUGCAGGAUCAGUCUUGGUUAUAUCUGGCACGUAUAUUCUACUUUGGGUUAAAAGUAAAGAGGAAGACCAAUGUGCCAUGAAGGGUACUCAAGAAAGUCAAGAAGAUGAAUGUAAGAAUAAUUUGGAGGCCAGUCCAAAUGUACCUUCUAAGCUAAGGCCUAAUGAGGAACAAGGAUUCUCUGAAUUACAAGUGAAGUAGUUAGCUAUUACUGUAACUAGAAAUUGAUAAAGCUUUAAGAAUUUCAUGCUUGAGAG
This is a messenger RNA of Glycine soja, 1163 nucleotides long. RefSeq names its product WAT1-related protein At3g30340-like. Gene Ontology annotation, molecular function: transmembrane transporter activity. The record is from RefSeq and is a predicted model, not a curated record. Bases 1 to 1107 code for a protein of 368 amino acids. Lineage: Eukaryota; Viridiplantae; Streptophyta; Magnoliopsida; Fabales; Fabaceae. Gene Ontology annotation, cellular component: plasma membrane. The transcript is spliced from 6 exons.